GCAAGCCACACCCCGCGGAGUCGCCGCGCCGCGCGGCUCUCCGAAGGUUUACGCCUCUGCUGGUGUUUGCUCGUCUGUCCAGCGCCCAGGCCUCGGGCGCCGCCGCUGCGGCCGGCGCGUGGGCCGCGAACGCGAGCGCGGACGCCGUCGGGGGCGCCGUGGGCUCGUUCGAAAGCGUCAGGGCCAAGUUCGAGGAGGCCAGCGGCCUGCUGGAGACCGGGCUCGGUGUGAUCCUCGCCGCCGUCGGGGCCGCGCGGGACUUCGCCGGGCACCUCGCGGGCGUCGCCGCGGACUUUCGGCCGCUGGAGCCCGUCUUCGCGUCCCCAGGCGGCAUCGUGCCGCUGAUCGCCAGCGGGGACAACAUGCGCGCCCUGGUGCGGGUGCUUGAGGGCCUCCUGGACUCCUCCGUCCGCGUGCUCGACAUCGGCGACUCCUUGCGGGCCGUCUCCAGCGCGCUCGAGGGCAUGCGGGGAGCGCUGGGGGAGGAGCUGGCCCUGCUGCAAAGCAGGCUGCUGGCGCCCGGGCGGCGGCUGCUCGAGCUCGGGUGGCUGCUGGACGGGUUCUCGUGGGACUCGCUGCAGCUGGGAUGCCUCGCUGCCGCUCAUGGGUGGCCGCGCUCGCUGAUGCGGGACCUGUUCUACGUCACGUCGCACAGUGCGCCAAACAAGUCGUUCGUGGAGGUCGACUCCGCCGACUACAAGGAUGUCAAGAGGAUGGCUCGCGGCAAGCUGCUGCUGGCAAGGUGGCUGCCCACCGUGCUUUGCGACGUGGCGAGCUUUCUCCAAGUUCCCAUGCGCUCGCUCGCUCGAUCUUGGUACAGGCCGAUCGUGCCAAGCAUGUUCACAGCUCAUUAUGUCCUCUCCCACCUGCUCGGCGCGUUGCUGGUGCUCGUCCCCGCGGUAACGCUGCUUGCUUACUUCCUGGUGCUGUUGGCGGUGCUGACGCUGCUGCCGGUUCUGGGCAUGGCGCUGGCGAUGCAGGUGUUCUGGUUCGGCGGCAACUUCAACCACGUCUGGUGCAGCUUCGGGUUCAGCGUCCCCUGCUGCUACCUCGGGUACUGGGACUCCUUCGGCUACUCCUUCGAGAUUGAUGGCAGCGUCGAAGUCUGCGGCUGCAGCGCUGUGUGCACACUUGGGUUCAGUGGCUCCUACGCCGUUGAGUUUCGCAGUGGGUUCGGGCGCGGUGAGUUCGGCGGCAGCUUCAACAUUCUCUGCUGCAGCUUCGGGCGCUGCGGCUCCUUCGGCUGUGAGUUCUGCUGUGACUUUGGGCUCGGUGAGUUCGGUGGCAACUUCUACUUCCCCUGGUGCAGCCUCAGGUUCGGGUGGGGCUCAUAG
Messenger RNA from Prorocentrum cordatum, 1334 nucleotides. The record is from the annotation of a GenBank genome assembly. Lineage: Eukaryota; Dinophyceae; Prorocentrales; Prorocentraceae.